Messenger RNA from Prunus persica (peach), 1051 nucleotides. RefSeq names its product probable aquaporin TIP1-2. The record is from RefSeq and is a predicted model, not a curated record. Gene Ontology annotation, biological process: water transport; transmembrane transport. Gene Ontology annotation, cellular component: membrane. Gene Ontology annotation, molecular function: water channel activity. The transcript is spliced from 3 exons. Bases 87 to 845 code for a protein of 252 amino acids. NCBI's taxonomy places the organism in Eukaryota, Viridiplantae, Streptophyta, Magnoliopsida, Rosales, Rosaceae.
AUCAAAGCAAAAGCAGCUUCUUCUCUCUUGUGAAUUUGGAUUUGCUAUAAGGCUUUUUGAUUAAGUCAAAAUCCAAAUUUCCAAGAAUGCCUGUCUCUAGAAUUGCAAUUGGAAACCCAGCUGAGUUUGGGCAGCCAGAUGCUCUCAAAGCAGCUCUUGCUGAAUUCAUCUCAGUUCUCAUUUUUGUUUUUGCUGGUGAAGGCUCUGGCAUGGCUUUCAGCAAGCUAACUGACGGUGCUUCAACGACACCGGCUGGCCUUAUAGCCGCUGCCUUGGCCCAUGCCUUUGCACUUUUCGUGGCGGUUUCCAUUGCAGCAAACAUCUCCGGCGGUCAUGUCAACCCUGCUGUCACAUUUGGUGCCUUUAUUGGCGGCAACAUCUCUCUCGUCAGGUCUGUCUUGUACUGGAUUGCCCAGUUGCUUGGAGCCGUGAUUGCUUGCUUGCUUCUCAGGUUUGCAACCGGUGGAUUGGAAACAUCUGCUUUCUCCCUAUCAAGCGGUGUGAGUGUAUGGAAUGCUGUGGUGCUGGAGAUUGUGAUCACCUUUGGUCUGGUUUACACAGUUUAUGCCACAGCCCUUGACCCAAAGAAGGGCAACAUAGGCAUCAUUGCCCCCAUUGCAAUUGGUUUCAUUGUUGGUGCCAACAUCUUGGUUGCUGGUGCCUUUGAUGGUGCAUCCAUGAACCCGGCAGUCUCCUUCGGACCCGCUGUCGUCAGCUGGACAUGGGACAACCACUGGGUCUACUGGCUCGGCCCAUUCAUCGGCGCUGCCAUUGCUGCCCUUGUCUACGAUCUCAUCUACAUCACCCCAGACACACAUGAGCAGCUCCCCACCACAGACUACUAAGCAAUUUCAAGGCUUUUUUUUUUUUUUCCCUUUCAGUUCAAGUGAUGAAAUGGGGUUUUGUCUCAAUGCUGUGGGUGGUUUGGUGAUGUUUGUAUUUGGAUGUUGUUAAUUGUUGAAUUCCAGUGGACUCUGUAUUGUUUUGUUUCUGUGCAAUUUGUGUUCAGUUUAAAAAAUGUUUUAGGUGCAAAGAGGCGCAUGUGCUUGAC